GUGCGGUGUGGGCCGGAGGAGAGGAGCGCUUCGUGUCAGCUUCGCCGGUUGUUGUCUUACUGAAAACUCAAAAAGCACUCCCGGCAUACUAUUUCGUUCAAUUUUACGUUUGACUUUAUACAGUUAUUUUUUCUUCUUCUAUCGUUUAUCUGGAUUGAAUGAGCAGUAGGGGAAAUCAGCUGUGACCUUUUUUGGGGGGUGGAAAAAGUGGUCCGGUGCCAGCGGGGCGGUGAGUAAACCGCCGCUGCUGUGGCGGAUCACCCAAGGCGGAGGACUGCUAUCUUCUGCGUGCUGCUGCCACGGAAAUACCACUUCAACGCAAAGAUGGACUUGAAACUGCUUUUAAUAUCUACAUUGUUAGGAGUCUUCUGCACUGCUCAGAAAGAGGGGAAUGAGUGCAUCAGUGCAAAUGCCAGGUACUGUGGAGAGUGCAUCCAGGCUGGAGCAAAAUGUGGCUGGUGUACAGACCCGGACUUCCUAAAACAAGGUGAGACCUUGUCUACCCGAUGUGACGAGCUGCAGUCUCUAAAGAACCGAGGUUGUAGAGAAAGGUUGAUAGAGAAUCCUCGUGGAGAGAAGAGAGUCCUCAAGAACAAAAUGGUGACAAACCGCAGAAAAGGAGCAGAAAAACUAAAGCCAGAAGAAAUCACUCAGAUCCAACCUCAAAAGCUCAGUCUCACCCUCAGAUCAGGCGAGCCCCAGUCUUUCAACCUGAAGUUCAAGCGGGCAGAAGAUUAUCCCAUUGACCUGUACUACUUGAUGGACCUUUCUUACUCAAUGAAAGACGAUCUGGAGAAUGUAAAGAACUUGGGAACUAGAUUAAUGCUAGAAAUGUCAAAGAUCACAUCUGACUUCAGGAUAGGCUUUGGUUCUUUUGUGGAGAAGACAGUUAUGCCAUACAUCAGCACCACCCCGGCCAAGUUGUUGAACCCAUGCACCGGUGACCAGAACUGCACGAGCCCAUUCAGCUACAAGAAUGUUCUAAAGCUCACCAGUGAUGGCAAAAAGUUCAACACCCUGGUGGGCCAACAGCAUAUUUCUGGAAACCUGGACUCUCCUGAGGGGGGCUUCGAUGCCAUCAUGCAAGUGGCUGUGUGUGGGGAGCAGAUUGGUUGGAGGAAUGUGACUCGCCUGCUUGUGUUUUCCACUGACGCUGGCUUCCACUUUGCAGGAGAUGGCAAGCUCGGUGGCAUCGUACUGCCUAAUGAUGGAAAAUGUCAUUUGGAGAACAAUUCAUACACUAUGAGCCACUACUAUGACUAUCCCUCGAUUGCUCACUUGGUUCAGAAGCUGAGUGACAACAACAUUCAAACCAUAUUUGCUGUCACAGAGGAGUUUCAGCCUGUUUAUCAAGAGCUCAAAAACCUGAUACCAAAGUCUGCAGUGGGCACCCUGUCUGCCAAUUCAAGCAACGUGAUCAACCUCAUUAUAGAUGCUUACAAUUCGCUCUCAUCUGAAGUCAUUCUGGAGAACAGCAAGCUUCCAGAGGGAGUGACCAUUGCUUACACAUCCCGCUGUAAGAAUGGAGUAAUUACUGAGGGUGAAAAUGGACGAAAGUGCUCCAACAUCUCAAUUGGAGAUGAGGUCACAUUUAACAUCAGUGUGACAUCUAAGGGCUGUCCAAAGCACGGCAAGCCUGAGACAAUCAAGAUAAAGCCCCUAGGAUUCACAGAGGAGGUAGAGAUUACCCUCAGCUUUAUUUGUGAGUGUGAAUGCCAUAAGGAGGGUGUCGCCAACAGUGACAACUGCCACUAUGGGAAUGGGACCUAUGAAUGUGGAGCCUGCAAGUGUUAUGAAGGACGUGUCGGCAAACAGUGUGAAUGCAGCAGCAAUGAUGUGGCUACAGAGGACAUGGACCGCACCUGCCGCAAAGACAACGGCACUGACAUCUGCAGCAACAAUGGCGACUGUGUUUGCGGCACGUGCGAAUGCAAGAAGAGAGACAACCCAGAAGAGCGCUACAGCGGGCAGUACUGCGAGUGUGACAACUUUAACUGUGACCGCUCAGGAAACAAACUAUGUGGAGGGCAUGGCCGUUGUGAGUGCAGAGUCUGCAUCUGUGACAACAUGUGGACUGGGACCGCCUGUGACUGUUCUCUGGAUACCAGCACAUGUCUGGCCAGCAACAGGCAGAUUUGCAAUGGCAGAGGGACGUGUGAAUGUGGCACUUGCAAGUGCACUGACCCCAAAUUCCAGGGUCCCACCUGUGAAACGUGCCCUACCUGCCCAGGAGUGUGCACUGAACACAAAGAGUGCGUCCAGUGUCGGGCAUUUGGUACAGGCGAGAUGAAGGAAACGUGUGAACGAGACUGCAGCUACUUCAACUUGUUCAAAGUGAAGGACAGGGACAAGCUGCCUCAGCCCAACGAUGCCUCCUACCCUGUGAUGCACUGUAAGGAGAGGGACGCAAACGACUGCUGGUUCUACUACACCUAUGCUGUCAACAACAACACAGAGAAGGAGGUCCAUGUGGUUGAAACUCUGGACUGUCCUGCAGGUCCUGACAUCAUCCCCAUUGUGGCGGGCGUAGUUGCUGGCAUUGUCUUGAUUGGUUUAGCCCUGCUGCUCAUCUGGAAGCUGCUGACAAUCAUCCAUGACAGAAGAGAAUUUGCCAAAUUUGAGAAGGAAAAGAUGAACGCCAAAUGGGACACGGGUGAAAAUCCUAUCUACAAAAGUGCUGUUACGACUGUGGUCAAUCCCAAAUAUGAAGGAAAAUAAUGAACAAGAAUUUGACAUCGACAGCAUACAGACAUCUACAGCUUCUGAGGAGGAUUUUGUUGUUUCCUGUUGUUGCUUCGCCAUUACAAUGCACAUGCGUCUUUAUUUUUACUAACACAUAUUUAUAUGCUUUUGUUGUAUUUUAGAUGUACAGUAUGUGUAUAUACUUUUCAAAUGCAUAUUUCUUGGAAGUUGAUGGAUUUGCGUUGUUUUUAUAACCUGCCAAAGGUCUAGUGCGGGCAUAUCUUUUCGCUUGUUUUACCAACAGAACGUGGAUAUCCUGAAUAUUAAUUUAUGCCCCAGAAAUAUACAGCUUCUUAAAUGUUGUGCUCAUUUCCCAGCUCAUGUUGAACUCUCUACCCCCUCUUAUGUCUUUCUGCACUGACUGUUUGUCUGUGGUGUCUUUCUAUGUGACAAGAGCUGAGGUGUUUUUGAUAAAUUGUCAGCCAGAGCAGCACAUUAUGCCACAAUAUGUGUAUAUCUUGAAAAACAAAUACAAUACCAAUUUACUCCUUCAGUUUAGCAUUUUGGUAAAGGUUUCAUGCCACAAAAGUGAAUAUUUGUAAAUGUAGUUUGGACUGCAGCAGUUUUAUUGCACUCUUGCGUUUCGCUUACUUUGAAGGAAUUACACCACAAGAUAAAUGUUUAAUAUCAACAGUCAUUUGUGUGGUUGAUAUACAGUCAUAAAUGGACUUUAUACCACUUGUAAAAAUAUGAAAUGAUGGCAGUGCUGAGGCAAAUGAUUUGUCGUCUUUUUUUUCUUUUUUUUUAAGCGAGCAAUUGUGAUGCAUCUAAUUUACCAAUAACAGUGACUUCUUUAUUCUCAGGUCCUUUCCUGUAUUUUUUGCCAAGCACACAAAAAAAAAAAUAUUUUGUGAACUUGUUUCUCAGUCAUCUUUUUUUUUAAUUUUUUUUUACAAAAAUAUUUUAACAUCGUUCACCUUAAUGCCUCAGAAGCACCACACGCGCCUUUACAGUAUUGUUUAAAAACUGCCUUUUAUUUCAGUUACCAUGUUCUCUCCCAGUGCUGUAAUGACUUAUUUAUUAAAUAAACCCCAAAAACAGU
This is a messenger RNA of Phycodurus eques (leafy seadragon), 3784 nucleotides long. RefSeq names its product integrin, beta 1a (gene itgb1a). The transcript has 16 exons. The coding region runs from base 325 to 2718 and encodes 797 amino acids. NCBI's taxonomy places the organism in Eukaryota, Metazoa, Chordata, Actinopteri, Syngnathiformes, Syngnathidae. Gene Ontology annotation, biological process: cell-matrix adhesion; cell migration; cell adhesion mediated by integrin. Gene Ontology annotation, molecular function: integrin binding; fibronectin binding; C-X3-C chemokine binding. The record is from RefSeq and is a predicted model, not a curated record. Gene Ontology annotation, cellular component: integrin complex; focal adhesion; cell surface.